Ramularia collo-cygni is the source of this 1218-nucleotide messenger RNA. RefSeq names its product related to high-affinity iron permease. The record is from RefSeq and is a predicted model, not a curated record. Bases 1 to 1218 code for a protein of 405 amino acids. Lineage: Eukaryota; Fungi; Ascomycota; Dothideomycetes; Mycosphaerellales; Mycosphaerellaceae. Gene Ontology annotation, molecular function: ferrous iron transmembrane transporter activity. The transcript is spliced from 5 exons. Gene Ontology annotation, biological process: iron ion transmembrane transport. Gene Ontology annotation, cellular component: plasma membrane; high-affinity iron permease complex.
AUGGUGAACGUUUUUGCAGUGCCAGUGUUCUUCAUCUGCUUCCGAGAGUGCCUUGAAUGUACAAUAAUCGUCUCGAUCCUUUUGGCCUUUCUCAAGCAGAGCAUCGGCGGACCUGGACGUGACCCGGUGGUCUACAAGAAACUACUCAGGCAGAUCUGGUAUGGAAUUGCAUCUGGCCUUUUGUUAUGCUUCAUCAUUGGAGGAGCAUUUAUCGGUACCUUCUAUGGCCUCGGAAAGAACCUUUUCAGCAAAGCUGAAGACAUUUGGGAGGGUGUUUUCUCUUUGAUCGCCACCAUCAUCAUUUCCAUUAUGGGUAUAGGACUCUUGCGAGUUUCGAAGCUGCAGGACAAGUGGAGAGUCAAGAUCGCUCAGGCUCUGGAGAAGCACCACGCUGGACAGGGGCUUGGCUAUAGAAGCCGAUUCAAGCUCUUCUGCGAGCGCUACGCCCUCUUCAUACUGCCGUUUGUCACUGUGCUUCGUGAGGGUAAGCUUAAUACUAAAAAGCAGAAGGCAUACAGGGUAGUUCGAAGGUUGCUUCCGGGCUUCGCCAUGUCUCUGCCCGUAUCGGAAUUCGUCUCAGACAUCGCUAACCCUCAAUUUAUAGGACUGGAGAUGGUCGUCUUUAUUGCAGGRGUUGGCCUCGGACUUCCGGCUACAUCGUUCCCACUGGCCGUGAUUUGCGGUCUUCUUUCUGGCGUGUUUGUCGGCUACAUUAUAUAUCGUGGCGGCAAUACGGCCAAGCUCCAGAUCUUCCUAAUCAUUUCGACGUGCUUUUUGUACUUGAUUGCGGCCGGGCWCUUCUCCAAGGCCGUAUGGUAUUUCGAGAUGAACGCUUGGAGCAAGCUCACGGGAGGUGACGCAGCUGAGACUGGUUCGGGGCCUGGAUCUUACGACAUACGCAAGAGUGUGUGGCAUGUGAAUUGCUGCAAUCCAGAACUCAACGGAGGCGGCGGCUGGGGCAUAUUCAACUCAAUCCUCGGAUGGACGAACAGUGCUACCUACGGAUCCGUCAUCUCUUACAAUCUGUACUGGUUGGGAGUGAUUUUAGCAUUUGGCUCGCUUGGCUUUUACGAGAAGCGUGGCCACUUUCCCCUCCUCAAGGCCAAGGCCAGACCAGACGACAGCGAAGUCGUGGACAGCGACGAAUCCAGUCAAAACCAAGGUGAAGCCGGGAAGACUGUGCAUGUAACCAGCACUCCACGCCAGCUUUCGACGUAG